UGCUGAGCAGCAUUCACCACUGCUUCACCGUGGGAACUAUGUCGCAAAGGUGAGAGGGACAAAACACUGGACAUUAAAUCGGAAACAGAUUAGAAAAGUACCAACAGCACUUUAUUUUGUGAAUUUCGACGUGUUUAUCUAAAUGACAACGAAGUACCACGGAAAAAAACACACUUUGACGGCACCAUGGAGAGCAAAGGCAGCCGCUGUAAGAUCGUGGUGGUCGGCGAUACGCAGUGUGGCAAAACUGCACUACUCCAUGUAUUUGCCAAAGACUCUUACCCAGAGAAUUAUGUUCCCACGGUCUUCGAAAACUACACGGCCAGUUUCGAAAUCGACAAACAGAGGAUUGAGCUAAACAUGUGGGACACGUCAGGUUCUUCCUACUACGACAACGUUCGACCGCUAGCCUACCCGGAUGCAGACGCCGUCCUCAUCUGCUUCGACAUCAGCCGACCAGAGACACUCAACAGUGUACUGAAGAAGUGGCAGGGAGAGACCCAGGAGUUCUGUCCCAAUGCCAAGGUGGUUCUGGUGGGCUGCAAGCUGGACAUGAGGACGGACCUCAACGUGCUGAGAGAACUGUCCAAACUCAGACUCAUCCCUGUCACUCACGAGCAGGGCACCGGUCUGGCCAGGCAGAUAGGGGCUGUGGCCUACACAGAGUGCACCUCCAAGUACUCUGAGAACAGUGUCCGGGACGUGUUCCACGUCACCACGCUGGCGUCCGUGGCGCGCGUCCAUCGGCCUGUGUCACAGCUCAAACGCACCGGCUCACGGCGGGGCCUCAAGCGGGUAUCCCAGCAGCCUCCACGGACUGAGAUCCUGGAGCAAACCCCCGCCAUCAGAAAGGAUCGAGCCAAGAGCUGUACGCUCAUGUAGGGACGGACUGUACCAACUGACCCAGACGGUGUACAAAACGGACAUGUAUAUGACACGCAGAAUUUUAUUUAUAGGUUUUUGUUUGUUUCUUUUGCACUGCAAAAAAAGACAAUGAAGACAACAAGGAUUGCAAUGCUGAAGAGUGAGAGGACUCGGUUCAUCAUCGACAAAUGUUUCCUCUUUUCCCCUUGUAUAACUGUUUCUCUGUACGUGUCUGGGUCGGAUCCUUGCCACAUCAUGGCCACAUUUUCUAACAACCACACACAUAAGAGCAAAAUGAAAGAGAAACAAACCCCAACGAGAGAUACUACUGUAGCUAAUUCAAGAGAAAACAAGGCAAAAAGGAAUGUGAGGGGAGGAGGAGGAGGAGAGUUCUAAUGAGAUUGAUAAGGGAGCCCUUUCCAUUAAGUUGUUUCCUGUCUUCAAAUGCCAUUUUCUGUGUCAGUGUUCAUUUACAAGCACAAAAUGAUGCACGCAAAGUGUUAAUAUUUAAAUGUCAGGGAAUGCUGUUAUCGUCCCAUUCAAUCUAUUGAAAUAAAAACUGGAUGGUUAGAAGCCCAGAGACACAGAAUUACAGGGCUGAUGACACUAAAAACCACAAGUGCUUUCAGAGGAAAAUAAGAACAAAAAAAUAAGACUUUAAUUAUCACUCACCACUAAAUAUUGAUGUGUUUAAAUAAUUGUACAAAGUAAAUAAUAAUGUUUGCGAGACAUUGCAAUGUCGGGAUACAGGGGGCUGUUUAGCAAUGUCUUGUUUGUUUGAUCCAGAAAUAAAAAACACACCUGCUCUGCUA
Messenger RNA from Hypomesus transpacificus, 1676 nucleotides. Its product is annotated as rho-related GTP-binding protein RhoN-like. The record is from RefSeq and is a predicted model, not a curated record. The transcript has 5 exons. Gene Ontology annotation, molecular function: GTP binding; GTPase activity. The coding region runs from base 187 to 882 and encodes 231 amino acids. Lineage: Eukaryota; Metazoa; Chordata; Actinopteri; Osmeriformes; Osmeridae. Gene Ontology annotation, biological process: small GTPase-mediated signal transduction.